AUGGCGCUGGCGUGCGUGAGAAGUCAGGCAUCCAAUGGCGUGCACCAGCCGCUGGUGAAGGCACCAGAGAGGAAGCCACUGGAUCGCAAGUGGCUGGAGGACUCGGAGAGCGAAGACUUGCACUUCUCCCGCGAGAGCAGUGUCUCCAGCGAGCGAGAGCGGCCGGCGCCUGCGCCGCCUGCGCCGGCACCAGCAGCGGCGCAAGUGGCGCCAGCUGCACGCCGCAGCAGGACUGGGUCACCAUUUCGCAGUGCUCUGCUGAGACAGAGGAGGAGCGACGCCACGGACCUCAAACCUUCAGGCUAUCCGGCUCAGCCGGCUCAGCCGGACUUGUAUUUCUCUGCAGGCGAGCCGCCGCAUGCGACGGAGGCGCCGGACGAGGCGCUGAACUUGCUGAAAGCCCUCCAACGGCAGCAGGAGGAGCAGCUCAUGGCAGCGGAGAAGGCAUCACUCUCCUCCGGCCAGCCGCGGAGUUCCUUCCGCGAGCGCACGCCCGGAGGAGGCGUGUCCAGGUUCCUCAGGUCUGGCUCGCGGUCACACUCGGAGGCUCGGGAGGCCAAGCAAAGCCCGGGUUUUGUGGCGCGACCAGCGCAGGCAGUGCCCGCGCGGCGCCUCUACCGAGUAACCACGAGGGGCCUCGGCAUUCGCGCAGGAGACCUUCGGUGGAUGGCCCCCGCACGGGCGCGCUGCUGCGGAGGGGCGACAUCUUUGAAGCCUCCGUGGUGGCACCAGGCGUGGACGGGCGUAUCUACCUCAAGCUGGCUGGAUGGCGUGGCUGGGCAUUCGACGACUCCGCGGUAG
Effrenium voratum is the source of this 801-nucleotide messenger RNA. The record is from the annotation of a GenBank genome assembly. NCBI's taxonomy places the organism in Eukaryota, Dinophyceae, Suessiales, Symbiodiniaceae.